Paramecium octaurelia is the source of this 2425-nucleotide messenger RNA. The record is from the annotation of a GenBank genome assembly. NCBI's taxonomy places the organism in Eukaryota, Ciliophora, Oligohymenophorea, Peniculida, Parameciidae.
UGCUAUGCCAGCUGAAUGCGUGAAGGUUAUAGUUAGAGUCAGACCCUUCAAUUAGAAGGAGAGAGACAAUGGUAGCAAGCCAUGUGUCAAUGUUUACGAAAGUACAAAUUCUGUUGAACUCUUUAGAGUAAUAAUGAAAAUUAUACUAUUGCUAGAGUUAGGACAAUGAUAAAAAACAGUUUACAUACGAUUACGUAUUUGGACCAGAGACUCCUCAAAUUUAAAUAUAUUAAUAGACUGCGUUUAAUUUGGUAGAGUCAGUUGCUGAAGGGUACAACGGUACCAUCUUUGCCUAUGGUCAAACCGGUAUUGAAUAUGUAUUAUCAUUUAGGUUGUGGAAAGACCUUCACAAUGAUUGGAGAUCCAUUAAAUGUAUAUUCAAUCACAUAAACCUUAGGAUAACAUGAAAGGAAUAAUACCAAGAACUUUUGAAUAGAUAAUCAACAUCAUCAACAACAAUUCAGAUUCCAAUAAGAAGUUCUUGUUGAGGUGUUCAUACAUGGAAAUUUACAAUGAAGAAAUACAUGAUUUGUUGAGUAAGGAUGUUAAAUAGAGAUAUGAAUUAAAGGAAGGACAAUAAGGACUCUAUGUUAAGGAUUUGAAUAUUCCCAUUGUCAAAACAUUACAAGAUAUGGAUAAAUAUAUGGCCUUGGGAGCAUAGAAUAGAUCAGUAGGUGCAACAGCCAUGAAUAAGGAAUCAAGUAGGAGUCAUUGUAUUUUUACAGUAUAUAUUGAAUGUUCAAUGACUGAUGACAAGGGAAAUGAACGCAUUACUGCUGGCAAACUGAACCUAGUAGAUCUAGCAGGAAGUGAGAGACAAUCUAAAACCUAGGCAACAGGGGAUAGAUUGAAAGAAGCAACCAAAAUUAAUUUGUCAUUGUCUGCCUUGGGAAAUGUGAUUUCAGCCUUGGUUGAUGGUAAGACUCAACACAUUCCAUACAGGGAUUCUAAAUUAACAAGAUUAUUGUAGGAUUCACUAGGUGGUAAUACCAAAACCAUAAUGAUCACUGCCAUCUCUCCCUCUGAUUUCAAUUAUGAUGAGACAUUGUCAAGUCUAAGAUAUGCUUCCAGAGCCAAGAUGAUCAAGAAUUAACCAAAAGUAAAUGAGGAUCCCAAGGAUGCACUAUUAAAGGAAUAGGCUGAGGAAAUUAAGAAACUUAGAGAAUUAUUGCUCAGACAAAACUAGGACAAUGGAGAUCGACAGAAUGUUGUUGAGAAGAAUGCAAAAUUAAAUAGUGUUGAUGAAAGUCAUAAUGAGCAAAUAAAUCAAUUCAAAGAGAUUAACAAUCAAUUACUAUAGGAGAAACAGAGAUAUGAGAAUGAAAUGAAGUAAAAAAGUGAAUAAGCUGAACAAGAGAGAUUGGCAAGGUAGAGAUUGGAAGAAUUGUUGAAGGAGAAGGAGUAGAUGAUGAUCAAGGGUGGCAAAGGAACAGAUGAUGACAAGAAAAAAUAUAAGAAAAUGCAAUAGGCUAUAGAACAAUAGAAGAAGGAACAUGAAUAAUUGAAAAUUCAAUAGGAAUUAAAGGAAAAGGAAAUGCUUGAGAUCGAAAAUAAAUACAAUAGUGUAUAGGAUGAAGUUGAUAAAUUAAGGAAACUGGUCAAAUAUUUAAAGAAUAAAUACGAGUAGUAAUUAUAAGACUAAAAUGAAAUGAAAUAAGAUUUUGAAUAUGAUAAGGAAGAGUUAUUGGAUACCAUUAGAUCUUAGUCUAAAGAAAUCAAAUUGUAUUCUGGGAUUUUGAAGAUGAUUCUAUAACAAGAUGACAUUGACAAAAUUACUAAUAGUUGUGAAUGGGAUGAUGAAUCGGAAGAUUACAAGAUACCUCCAUUUAACAUCAAGGCAAAGAAGGUUAACUUUCCAAAUCUGCCUUAUUAAAAAGCCAUGGAUCUAAUUGAUGUAGAAAAAUAAGAAAGACAUGUUGAAAUCCAUCAGAGAGCAUUGCCAUCAAGCUAUAGAGAUGUAGAAAACACGAGAAUUGCUUCACCUGGCAGACAGAGGAAAGGUAUAACUGUAUAUUGAAAGUAGGUGAAUCAUAACCCAGAAUGAAUGGAAACUCUGAUAACAAGGGGAUGAGUAUUGUAGAAAAAACUAAAUUAAAUUAAUAGUUGUUAGAACUUUAUGAAGGUAAAAACAAUAGAAAUCAAAGGGAUGAAUUACAAUAAUAAUAGUUAUAGAGAAGAACCAAUCAAAAGGUUAUUUUGAAUCCUAUUGAUAAUCGAGGGAGCACAGUUCCAAAUUUUAACAAUCAAUGCGAGGCAAUUAAUACCAAUAAUAACUAAAACAAUAAUUAAAACGCAUCUCAAAUUACUCCACCCUUAAUUAAGAAAAGUAAUUAACAAUUUUAUUCAAGUUUCUAAUUUAAAUCCAUUAGAAUAAAAACCACCCUCAGGAAGACAGAUUUAACAGCAAAAACUGUGAUAAUAAUAC